This is a messenger RNA of Elgaria multicarinata webbii, 6461 nucleotides long. RefSeq names its product junctional cadherin 5 associated (gene JCAD). Lineage: Eukaryota; Metazoa; Chordata; Lepidosauria; Squamata; Anguidae. The coding region runs from base 240 to 4265 and encodes 1341 amino acids. Gene Ontology annotation, biological process: positive regulation of blood vessel endothelial cell proliferation involved in sprouting angiogenesis. Gene Ontology annotation, cellular component: ruffle membrane; adherens junction. The record is from RefSeq and is a predicted model, not a curated record. The transcript is spliced from 4 exons.
CUCACUUCAAAGUCAUGCUGGCGCUGGAGAGGCGAGGGAGAAAAGGCAUCUCUCUCUCUCCACACACACACACACACACACACACACACACCUCCUCCACCCCAGGCAUGCACAGCAGAGAUCCCUUCACGCCCGGCUCCCAAGCUCAGAAUGCAGAGGCGACCAUGGGGGACGAUCCAGCGGUGAUGGGCCCAGUUCAUGAGUACCGAGGGUACCAAAGUAAAUGAAGCCAGUGCAAUAUGUUCAGCGUAGAGGAUCUCCUAAUUUCUCAUGGAUACAAAUUGUCUAAAAAUCCCACCAAUGAGUACGAGAACAGAGGCGAUGGAUUCCAGCCUGAAGUUGCAGAUCGAAGGUCUGGUCAUGGAACUCUGAAUGGCUUCCCGGCCAACUCUGGAGCCCAUCCCAGCAGCAAGAAGACAGGAACCAAAAGCUACUUGAAUGACAACGAAAGUAGUCAUGUCAUCCAAGGGAGGCACCUGGGCCCCAGUUACCACAGAGACUUCCCAAGUUUGGUCAAUACUCAUGCUUCGGAAGCAGGGUUUUAUGACCGGCCACAGUUAGGCUGGUCUUCGCGCCCCAAGACGGAUAAAGAUCUUGCCUAUUGGAGAAGAAGAGGCCAGGAUUUUAGUGUAUUGUUGGGUUAUACUGACAGAGGAGACUCCGAAAUGAAAGGAAUGGCAGUGCCCUGUGCCUCGUAUGGUCAUGAUAAGGAAAGUCAGUGGGAGAUGGGAGGAAGGGUGGAGAAUGUGAGGAGAACUGGCAUGCCGGAGAAUUGGAAACCCCCCAGUGACUACAAGUGGCAAAAUUUAAGGACAGAAGGUUGGAACCAACCAACCAAGUUUGGAGGACUUGUGUCUGAUAGUGACAGAGAGCGGCUGCUUCAAGAGAUGUAUUCGACAAGACAAGGAGGUCCUGCCACUGCCUCCUGUGUUAAGGGGAAAUCACAAUCCUUGCCGAGAGUCCUUUUACGAGAGAGCAUGAGAGCCGCUGGAGUGCCUCCCUUGGUCAACCAUAAGCACUCGCUCAGUGGAAUGAAGACAACCUCUUGCCCCCCAACUGGAUUGGGCCUGGAAGCCUCCAAGCAUCCUGAUCCAGCCACCCACUUCCUUCCUUUGCCCAAGCCCAAGUAUGGCAGACCUCUGAAGCCUCCCUCAUAUGAACUUCAUCAGCAAACCAGGGGAAGCCUGGAAGCCAACUCACUUCAGGAUGACCUGCGGAAAGAUGAAGCCAUCUCCUAUUUGACCAAAGUUAAUGAGCAGAUCCAGGACUCUUGUGUUCAAGACCCAGGCCUGGAGCCCCCUCUGUACAUACCCCCUCCAUGUUAUAAAUCUCCUGCUCAGCAAAGUAUGAAUCGACAUUUGCCCGGUGAAGUGCCUGACUAUGAUGUGUGCUUUAAUAAUGGUUUGCAGAGUCCACUGGAGAGAGCCAUCCUUGGUUACCCACCCACUGCUGGUACUGGGGGUGAGCACUGGAAAGACGAACUGAUUCUUCAUGACAAGAGAAGCCAUCCUUGGCAUGUGGAGGGCUACCUGUCUUCUGUCCAAUACAUUCCUUUCGAUGACCCUCGGAUACGGCAUAUUAAAAUAGCACCCCCAGAUGGUCUUCAGGAGGAAGACAGACCUGCUGGGGUUGCCAAUCGGAUCCCUUCUUAUGCCUUCCAAGACAAUUCUCUGGAACUAGAGUACAACGGUGCCUUGUUAGAUAUGCCAGGCUCUCUAAACACUGCUGUGAAAGGCAACCAGGUCCCUGGCAGCUCUGCACAAGGCAGCAGAUGGUUGGCAGAGUCCAAUGUAGACCAGGACAGUUGUGCCUUGCCAGACCAAAGAGAUGCAGGUUGUGACGCAGGUGAUGACUUGAAUUGUAAAUUCCCCCAAGGCCGGCUGUGUGCACGAAACCCACAUACAGAGCCUCCCUGUGAGACUGUGACAAAAGUGAAAGCCUUUGAACCUGGAACAGAGAUCCUGAACAAGAGGAGUUCAAAGAAAAAAAUGAACGAGAUGAUAUUUUGCUUGGUCUCCGUCCCAGUGAAAUCUGAACUGAACCUGCCAGAUACUGAUAGGAACAACAAUGUAACGCAGGGAGCCAAUGAGAAGAAUGGUCUUGAUAACAGUGGGGUUCUGCAGGAACAAAGUCUUCUAAGUACGUCUUCCACAGACUUGGAGCUCCAAGCCCUUACAGGAAGCAUGACAAAUAAGAAUGAGUUACAAAAACAAGAGUGGUGGAGACCAGAGUUCAAACAAAUGAAUGACCUCAAAGUCCUGCAGCCUGCAAAGCACAAGGAGCUCCAGUACUCUGGCUCAUGGCCAGGUGAUCAGUACAAGGACCAGCAAACACAGACCAGUUUUACAGAAGAACCCAAAAUCCUGCGGCAUUCCCAUGACUUAGAACUCAGGGGAUCAAAUACGGUGACAACUUCCCAGUUGUUAAGAUACGGAAUGUCCACUGCAGAGCCAACGCUGACUGUAUUACCCGCUGAUGGCAGAAAAUGUAGGCCGGUUCCAUCCACUGUGAAAAGUCAGGGGUGUCUUGAGAAACCCAGCAAUAGUGUUUGUUCUAGGGCUGGAGAACUUGGCCCAAAGACAUGCCCAAACCUGCCUUGUGCUUCCUGCACAGGUGUUCCUGGGCAGGAAAGGGAAACAGUUUCCAUCCUCAAAGAGGAAGGAAGUUCACCUUGCAGCAGUAAAGAGCUGUUUGGGCAAUUCCUCUUGAAACCCGUAAGCCGCCGUCCUUGGGAUAUAAUCAGUGAGCUGGAAAGUUUUAACAAGGAGCUUCAGGAACAGGAAGAAAGUAGUGAAGAUGGUGUGGAGAAUGAGGACAAGAAGGAGAGAGAAGAGGAAGGGCAGGAAGGAAAGAAAGAGAGGGGAACUUGUAUGACUGAUGGGCCCAGCCAGGACCAUAGUCCCGAUAUGCAAUCCAAAACUGUUAUCCCACUUGCUCCUGUAUCUAAACAGGGAAAUAAUAAAAGCAAGUCUGAAAGUUUAGGUGCGUCUGAAAGUUCAAGUGGAAGAGACAUACUUAGUGACCUUCACAUACAUGCUAGGUUGCAACAAAAAGGACAAAAAGAGAGGGGUGAAUCAGUUAGGACAACAAAUGGAUAUCUUACUGUAGAAUCAAGAAAAGAGGAGGUUGGGAAAAGGAUAAUAAAGCAGGCUACUAGUCCGCAGCCAGCCAAAAAGGUUCUGUCAGGUAGCUACAGCUACGACAGUCACUACAAUCCAUUCAACAGCAUCAACUUCAGGGAAGAGUGUCAAGUUAAAAACCACAAAGUAAGUGUCAUUGACUUUGAUACACCAAAGAAGAAUGUGGCAGCCAGGAAUAACCUAGCUGUGGAAAGAGGGUCUUUAGCGCGCUUAUCUUUAACAAAUAGGAAUCAAGGUCUCUCUGAGCCAGAUUUGAGAUCUGUGGGGCUCGAUGAAGGGCCUGGCACACUUGAUUGUUAUGGGCAGCCUGUUGUCGCUGAGAUUCCUCCACAUGAAUCACUUCAGGCAAGAGCAGCCAGGAUCCUGGGCAUAGAUGUAGCUGUGGAGUCCCUCUUACCUGGUAACAGAAUACUUUGGGACAAACAUUCUCACUCCAACAGCAUGCCUCAGAGCCCCGAAUUAUCAACGGAAAAGGUAGUGGGGGACAUGAUGGAAGCAAAAGCGGCUUCUUAUGAAGGAAGACGAAAGUGUGGCUGGACAGAAAGCUCCUUCUUUGUUGGAGAUAGAAACAUCUCAUUGGGGUCUUUUGAAGACCAGAGCUCUAUUCCAGAGACGUUGAUAGCUGAACAACAUUUUGAGCACUAUAAAGAUCUCAGUGGACCCCAAGAAGACCAAGCUCUCCCUCUUGAAUCUGCUGCGCUUCCAUUUGUAGAAAGAAAUUUGGUUCCACCCAGCCUCGAAAAGCGAGCUAGGAGUACUUCGAAGGUGAUCGAGACCUUGCAAGGCAAACUUGCAGCUCCCCCUAGCCGAGCUGCCAUGGAUCGUCUGGUGAGGAUGAAAGAAGUGGACUCAGUCUCUCGCAUGAGACGUCUCAGCAUAAAAAAUGCAGAUUCGGGUGAGGAUGGAGAUGAGGACAAACAGCCCAAGGGGUCAGAAGAAAGAGGAAGCGAUGCCUCCUUUGGCCGUAAUGAGCUGCCCCGCAAACUGUCCCAUGGGAGUUCUGUUUCCAAGCGCAUCAUCUCGCUAGCUGAAAACGGACUCUUGGACAACAGGAGCGAGAAGAAAACUGAGAAAGAUUUCUUUUGUUUUGAUGCAUAUGAUCCCACCAGAGUUGAAAGGGUGUGAUGCCAAAAGACGUGGGUCUCGAGCGAUUUCGACCCUCCGUGGAGCAUUUUGCUGGGUUCCAACACAUGGAAAUAGCUUUAGGCCUCGUGUUUGGAGUGUACUGACAAAGCCUUUGUCUUUGCCAAUGGGGGAAAUCAGUGUUUCGUCUUCCCCUGCUUGAUGGAGCUUGCAUAAAAGAGAGCGAAAGCAAAAAAAUAAAUUAAAAAAUCUCUCACUUUGGAACCAUCUGUUUUUUGUAGCAUUAAGACUUUAAUGCCUCUACUUGGCACGGAUUGGUCAUUUUUAAACCGCGCUGAGCAGCAUUCAGCCAGGAUGGUAAACAGGAUGAAGAUGGGAGGGGCACCAGGGAGAGGCUGGCGGGUUCCUCUGUGCAAAAUGUAAACAGGGGAGAUUAGCAAAAUGAUUUUUUGAAAGAAUGUGAAUUUCUAAGCUAAACAUCCGAACCUCUGAACCUUAAGCUUUGUUUAAUUUACGCCGUAAAGCAGGCAGCGAGAGAGACGCUGCCACCACCGCCUUUUAAGCUCGGGGAAAACGCAAGCCAACGGGAAUGAAGUCUGAUUGACUGACUGCGAAAUCAGCUUGGACUUCGACCGGUUGAAGGGGCUUUGAUUUAAGUUUCUUACUUGCCACGUGCAAAGGAAAUAAAAGCAAAGGCAAGCAAAACAAAGAAGGAGGAAGGCCAAGGCGUUGUCUGACAUGUAAUUACACAGCCUGUACAGACACGGCUACUAACUCACCAAUACCAACACAACCCUGUCUGCAGUUUUGCACUCAACUGUUGUCUAGCGAGCUGUACUUUUUUCCCCGUUUCCUUUUUGUAGCUUGGACUAGAAAUUCUUUAUUAGACAGAAUUGCUAGUUUAAUACAAGCAGACCCUUUAAAGGAAGCAACUUUUUAACAGAACGCAAUCUAUUUUUCUACGGUAAAGCAACUUGCUAACUGUCAUUGAGUUGUUAAGAAGCGUCUUUUUAUUUUUUAUUUUUAAGGAAGACCAGCUUUUCAGAGAAGCUAGCCAAGAAGGGUUUAUCCUGUGCACAUUCCACAUCCUCCUCCUCUCCACCACUGCCCCCUUGUCUAUUGUAGCAAGAGGUGUGUGUGUAUGUAUAUAUAUUCUCCUAUAAAACCAAUUUGUAUCUAUUUAAUCAGACACAUGUCUUCAUUUUCUCACUGCUUAAGUCGCUGCUUUUAGAGGAGAACACAGCCAAAAAUAGUCUGGAAUGCUCUUCCACUUCUAACAUUCCACAGGUAUAAUAACCAAAAAGUAGGAGUGGUUUAAAUCUAGCCCAGCUUUCCCCAACUCGGUGCCCUUCAAACCUGUUGGACUUCAAUUCCCUUAUUUCCAGCCAACAUAGCCACUGAUCCUAAGACAUCUGCAGUGGCACAAAUAUUAGAGACUGGAAGAAGUCAGUGGCAUAUGAGUCUGAGCCUCUUCCAUCGUUCUUGGGAGCAUCCGGUACCAUCCAUACCUACUAAUAAAGGCUGGUGUCUUUUCAAGGCACCUUUGGCACACAUAAUAAGCCUCACGAGGAGCUACAACAUGAAGGGGAACACCAAAGUUCAAUCCCUAGAGCAAUGGACAUGGUGGAAGCGGUUUCACUUCUUUGUACCAGACCUUCCUGGCACAUGGUAACAGCCAGUUUGGCAGAGCAAGCCACAGGGCUGGGUGGUUGUUCUCUGUGUUCGGGUUUUUAUAUUUACACUAACUUUUUUUUUAGAAUUAUAAUCCUGUUUCAGAUCCACCCCUGUGACCAUGACAAAGAGCUAUUUUUGUCACUUCCUUUUAAAGCAUUCCUUUAAAAAUAAUAAUAAUAAUAAUAAUAAUAUUCCAAAUGUGUUUAAAGAGAACCUUGCAUUCUUCUAGGAUUAAUACCAAUGUAACCUGCACAACACGUAUUUAUAUAUUCAGAACAAAACAUGGGUGUCCUGUGUUUUUGUUUGCUAACAUACUUCUGAACAUUUAUUUCUGUCUGCUUGCAUUGGCCUUUUCAUAUGUUGUUCUUUUUUCUUCUUCUCUUAAAGCCAUGUUACCUGUUAAGCAUUUCAAAUUCCCAAGGUCUUAUUUUGGGGGAAGGUCCUAUUAUUCGGCCAAAUAUAAAAAUAACCCACUUUCUGUGCUCUGACAACCACAAUUGCUUAUCUGUAACCUGUGAUUCUGUUACAUAGAAUCAUUAUUAAAUAUUUAAAGUUUGUUAUACA